AUGCAGAACGUUUACCACACCAGAAACUCAAAUCCUUCGCAGAACCUGUCGCGUAAGGAGAUCAUAAAAUGGAUUAACAGUACCCUGAACAUCGAUAUUAAGAAGCUGGAGGAUCUGGGAUCCGGCGCCGAGUACUGUCAGCUGUUUAACCAACUCCAUCCGGACACCAUAAACCUGAAGAAGGUGAAACACGGUUCACAUCUCCAGGCGGACUUCCAGGCCAACUUCCUUUUGCUACAGCUGGCCCUGCAGAAGGUGGGCGUGGACAAGGACAUCAAGAUCGGCAGGAUGAUUGUGGGUGGCCGUCGCGAGAACUUGGACUUCGCUCAGUGGUUCAAAAAGCUCUACGACCGAAACAUUGACAAGAAGGACACAGUCUUCCAGGAUGUCUCGGAGCCCAGCAAGCGGUCGUCCAGCAAGCGGUCAUCCAGCAAGCAGUCGUCUAGCAAGCGGUCGACCAGCAAGCGGUCGUCCAGCAAGCAGUCGUCCAGCAAGCGGUCGUCCAGCAGUACAGUAGUUCCAUCCCGUACCCCAAGCCAGCGAUCGGUGUCACUCACUCCUUUCCCGAAAACAUCAACCAGACUUCGUUGGUGUAAGGAAGCUUACUUUUAG
Messenger RNA from Drosophila miranda, 612 nucleotides. RefSeq names its product microtubule-associated protein RP/EB family member 1-like. The record is from RefSeq and is a predicted model, not a curated record. Gene Ontology annotation, cellular component: microtubule organizing center; microtubule plus-end; spindle midzone. NCBI's taxonomy places the organism in Eukaryota, Metazoa, Arthropoda, Insecta, Diptera, Drosophilidae. The transcript has a single exon. Gene Ontology annotation, molecular function: microtubule plus-end binding. Gene Ontology annotation, biological process: protein localization to microtubule plus-end; regulation of microtubule polymerization or depolymerization; spindle assembly. The coding region runs from base 1 to 612 and encodes 203 amino acids.